Molecule: messenger RNA, 2126 nt
Organism: Caenorhabditis sp. 36 PRJEB53466
Lineage: Eukaryota; Metazoa; Nematoda; Chromadorea; Rhabditida; Rhabditidae
Source: the annotation of a GenBank genome assembly
AUGGAAGUACCGCCAGAGGACCGGAAUCUGGAGACGCAGCCGCUCAUCGAUGAGGGGUACGAACUAGAUUUUGGCGAAAAGAACCGAAAAAGCUAUGCGAAAAUUGCAGAAUCGGAUUGUAUUCGGAGGAUUUGGAGCGUGGCGAGCCGGAGGCCGAGUACAUCACCGAGUACGGCGACGGAACCGAAUCGGCGCAGAGGGCUCAGAGACCCAAUGGUCAGCCGGAGGCAUUUUUGACAUCGCACGGUCUCCAGAGCUUACAAUGUGGGCGUGGCCUCUGCCACAAUUAUUUUUCCUGAUUUUUGUGGUUGAAAGCGAUGAAAAGUGAUAACUUGCGAAAUUUCUGUCAUUUGGUUCCUAAUUUUCGCAUCCUUGACCGUUUGCCGACAAAAUUGGUUUCGAAAAUGAUAAAUCACGUGCAAACAACAAAAAGCAUUAAAAAACUAUUGAGAUUCAUGCAAUUUUACCCAAAAACCUCAUACGGAUAAAUCUCGAUUGCGAAUUGGCCAAAUUUGAUGCUCUCGCGCUUAAGAUAUUAGUUUUACUCGAAAUUUGAGGUUAGCAUGUUAACAUCUCGCCAAAAUGUCGUUUGUAAGCUCUGAAGACAGUGGUUGAGAAAUGAAAGAAAUUGAUUGAAUUGGUAUUUGCAGGAGCGACAGUGCUGUGCCGAGUGUGCGAAGUGAGCGUCUCUCUGGAGGGACGCAACCAGCAGCACGUGGUAAAGUGCCACAGUUGCGACGAGGCGACUCCGAUCCGACCGGCGCCGCCCGGCAAGAAGUACGUGCGGUGUCCGUGCAACUGUCUGCUCAUCUGCAAGGCCUCGUCGACGCGGAUCGCGUGCCCGCGCAACAACUGUCGCCGCGUCAUCACGUUGGGUAAGCGCGUGGAAGGCCACGAGUCGUGUUGCUCUUCCUCCCCGCCCUCCUCCACUUCUAGACGAACUUCCACCGCCGCGGGUAGGUACUGUACUGUGCUCAAUUCUAGCCGCUUGCUUCUUUAAGUCGGAAAAUUUGCGCCGAAAUUUGGCGGUUCAAUGUUGUUUUUGUGCUGCACGUGUCGGGCUGGAGAGCACAGUUGCAACAGAGCGCAUUCACUUUAAAAAGCCCUGAUAGAACUAAAAAUCAGUCUAAAAACCGUAGAAAAAACGAAGGAAGUUCUACAGCUAAACUUUGUGCGUUUCAGUAAACAUUGUGCUUCCCCAGCCUUCCCUAAAACCCCGUCCCUCCGUUUUACCCCAUUCUUCUCCCAAAAACGUCCACCAGUUCCCAUGGUAACUUGCAGCGGGCCAACGAGAUCCGGGGACGGCGAUCCGUGCUCCGACGGGAAGCUGCCGCGUCAAGUGCUAUCACUGCAACGAGAUAUUCCUGUUCAACACACUGACGAACGCACUGGCCAACUGUCCGCACUGCAAGAAAUACUCGACCGUCGGCAACUUUGCCCGUCGUCGCGCCCUCCUCUUCUUCGUUUUGGCGGCCACCGUCGCCGUGCUCGCCGUCAUUCUUACCAUGCUCACCAACGCCUCGGUACGUCUUUUUUUGGAAUAUGAACUGCUGAAGAUUCGCCCCCAAUUCUGUGGUCAGUUUUUUCAGAGUUUCAACAAGUUGUACAUGUACCCGAUUCUGGCGGCACUCUACGGUUGCGCCCUCUACACUGCAUACAAAUCAUUCAACUAUUACACGUGUCGAAAAAGCGAGAUUAUCGGGCCAGUGUGAGUUUUUUCUUCAAUUUUUAUAUCAAGGCCGGCCUGGACUUUUGUCCCAGUUUCAAUAAUACGAUCGGAUCCAAACUUUACAGGAUUAUUGGACUUGGAUUGAAGUAUAUUGGUUCCAAGUUUCAGAUCGAUCCGAUUAUCGGGUCCCGAGUUAUACUGGUUUGAGGCCGGGCUUGCGAAAAUUGCGGCCCUUUCGGCCUCUGAUCCACAUAUCUCGAGACCAGAUGAUCGGAUCGGUCUGAAACUUGAACCCGAUAUACUUCAAUCCAAGUCCAAAAAGUCUGCGAAGUUUGGGUCCCAAUCGGAUAAUUGCAAAAGUCCAGGCCUGGGCCGGUAUUUAGCCCUUUUGACAGAAAUGUCAGACUUCUCAAAAAAAUUCAAUUUUUGCAGCGAAGGAUUCGACAUACACGAGUAG